Molecule: messenger RNA, 1678 nt
Organism: Brassica oleracea var. oleracea
Lineage: Eukaryota; Viridiplantae; Streptophyta; Magnoliopsida; Brassicales; Brassicaceae
Product: 1-aminocyclopropane-1-carboxylate synthase 4
Exons: 4
Coding region: 83-1507 (474 amino acids)
Biological process (GO): amino acid metabolic process; biosynthetic process
Molecular function (GO): pyridoxal phosphate binding; transaminase activity
Source: RefSeq, a predicted model, not a curated record
CUCUCUCUCUCUCUCUCUCUCUCUAGUUAUUGAUUUGUCAAUUAACUGUUAAAUCUUUUGAGAAAAGAAAACAAGAAAGGAAAUGGAUCUAUUGUCAAGAAAAGCUACAUGCAACAGCCAUGGCCAAGACUCUUCGUAUUUCCUUGGAUGGGAAGAGUAUGAGAAAAAUCCUCACGAUGUCGUCAAGAAUCCUCACGGCAUUAUCCAGAUGGGUCUUGCGGAAAAUCAGCUAUGCUUCGAUCUUUUAGAGUCAUGGCUUAUACAAAACCCGGACGCGGCCAGUUUCAAGAGAGACGGACAGUCUAUUUUCCGGGAACUCGCUCUCUUUCAAGACUAUAAUGGCCUCUCUUCCUUCAAAAAAGCGUUGGCUGAUUUCAUGUCCGAAAAUAGACAAAACCGAGUUUCUUUCGAUUCGAAGAAUCUUGUCCUCACGGCUGGAGCAACUUCUGCAAACGAAACUCUAAUGUUUUGUCUUGCAAAUCCUGGAGACGCUUUCUUGCUUCCCACGCCGUACUAUCCAGGGUUUGAUAGAGAUCUAAAAUGGCGAACUGGGGUUGAGAUUGUACCGAUCCAAUGCUCAAGUAGGAACGGGUUUUGCAUAACAAAACUUGCACUCGAAGAAGCCUACGAGCAAGCCAAGAAGCUUAACCUAAACGUCAAAGGAGUUCUCAUAACCAACCCAUCUAACCCUUUGGGCACGACAGCAACCCAAACCGAACUUAACAUUCUAUUUGAAUUCAUCUCUAAGAAUAAGAAUAUACAUCUAGUAAGCGACGAGAUCUAUUCAGGAACAGCCUUUAGCUCUUCAGAAUUCAUCAGUGUCAUGGAGAUUCUCAAAACCAACCAACUCGAAAACACCGAUGUUUUUAAACGUGUCCACAUUGUUUAUAGCUUAUCUAAAGAUCUAGGCCUCCCUGGUUUUCGAGUUGGAGCUAUUUACUCCAACGACAAAGAUGUCAUCUCCGCCGCUACAAAAAUGUCUAGCUUCGGCCUUGUCUCCUCCCAAACACAAUAUCUAUUAUCCUCAUUAUUAUCCGACAAGAAAUUCACCAAAAACUACCUUAGAGAAAACCAAAGACGGCUCAAUAAUAGACAAAGAAUGCUCGUGACUGGUCUAGAGGCCAUAGGGAUCGGAUGUCUCAAGAGCAAUGCGGGACUCUUCUGUUGGGUCGACAUGAGACAUCUCCUUAGCUCCAAAACGUUCGAAGCCGAGAUGGAUCUUUGGAAGAAGAUUGUUUACGAAGUGAAGCUCAACAUCUCUCCUGGUUCGUCGUGCCAUUGUGAAGAACCUGGCUGGUUUAGGGUUUGUUUCGCGAACAUGAGUGAGGAGACAUUGAAGCUUGCUAUGAAGAGAUUAAAGAAGUUCGUUGAUAAUGGAACCUUAAGUAGAAGUUGCCAAGUUGGUGAAAGCCAAAGCUUAAAGAGUUCGAGGAAGAAGACAACGACUACAGUUUCUAACUGGGUUUUCCGACUGUCGUUCCACGACCGUGACACGGAGGAACGAUAGUCCGGUUAUAUUUCAAGUUUAAUAUUUUAUUUAUAUAUACAUAUUGUCAUUUUGAUGUAUUUUUAUUACCAGACUUGUAUUUUGGUAUAUAGCUGUUGGAGAGAAAGUGACGCACUCCGCACGUGUAUAUGCUGCGGCUCUUUUUCGAAUGAAAAUAAAAUUGAACCUUCA